Molecule: messenger RNA, 1715 nt
Organism: Symbiodinium sp. CCMP2456
Lineage: Eukaryota; Dinophyceae; Suessiales; Symbiodiniaceae
Source: the annotation of a GenBank genome assembly
GCCCCGCGUGUCGCCUGCUGCCUCCCAGUCAGGAACUGGGCUCGCCGUACGGAGAGUCCCCGCUGCUACCUGGAUGGCGCCCACCCGACUGGCAGCCCACGGCGGUACCCGCCUGGCAAGCCUCUUGGAGCACCGACGCCGGUCUCAACUUUUCCCGUCCGGGUGCUUCCAAAGAGGACGUCGACCAGCCAGAGUUUUACGAGGAGGAGAUCGACCGCUUCCUGCGCAGCCUAGACGUUGGCUCCAGCACCCAGAGCUCGGGCAUCGCAGGAGCAACAGUUUCGGAUGCCUUGCCACUUGGCCCGUGCCUCGAGUCACGAAGAUCCGAGUCGCCCCCGCUGCUUUGCCGAUCUGACAGGCUGAGCCCUGCGGACGCAUUGCAACAGCUGCCGGAAGAGGCCUUUGUCCCCGACUCUCCUCCUCGGCUCCGCUGCGGCCGCUGCGGCCGGCGUUUCGCCGCGCCGCGCUUGGAGGUCCAUGAGGCCAUUUGUUUUGCAACAGUGCCCGUGCAGCGUGGGGUCUUCGAGUCGCGACGCCAGCGUUUGGAAGGCUUCGCGCUUCCAAAGCCAGCGCCGGAGGUGGUCGCGAGAUCCCGCAAGAACCUACCAGAGACGACAACUGUUGCGCAGCCGCGCCCCAAGGCUAAGAGCUUGCCGAGGAAGAACAGCCAACCGACGACCCGGAGCCGGAGAGGUCAGCAGAAGGAGACGCAAGAGCUCUGCACGCCCCAAAGGAGGCCGCGACCACGCGGCAUCUCCUCCACUCCGGUCUUACGGCCGAGGCGUACCAGCCGUUCCAGCGCUGGCAAUCUGGCUACAGAGGAGGUUCAGCCCAAAGCUUCGACUCCUCCACGGAAAAGCUGCGACGCGGCUGUUGCGGAGGCCGCUGUUCCUUGGAUUGAGGACGAGCCAGCGCAACCUUCUCCGGAGCCAAUCUCCGCUAGCCCAAGCUCUGAACCUUCGGCUGUGCAGAGCAGCACAUUCUGGACGGAGGACUCUCAUCUUCAUUCGCUCCGCUGGGAGCGCAUCACUCGGGCACUUUGCUUCUCCGAGGAGCUGAAACGAUUGGAGCAGCUUGACUCAUCGGCGGAAAGCUCCAGCUCUGCAGUGGAGGAGCUUGAAGUCCUGGCAGAAGACCCGGCUUACGAGUCGCAGCCAGCGGAGGUCGCGCAAGACCUGAGCAUGGAAGACGGCUUGGAGGAUUCGUCCCCUCCCAGCCGGCGCUCUCCUUCCCUCUGCUGGGAGCACCUGGCACGUGGCUUGGACUUCGCGGAGGAAGCAGCUGAGGGCCCCAUCAAGGACCCGCCGGAGAUGAACAUGGUGCUUCCAGCCUUUCCCGUCGUGGAGCCGCGCGAGGAAGAGCUGGCAAACAGCUUGUUCAGUACCUGGGUGCAGAGAAGCUCGUCCUGCCGGGUACCACCCCUCGUCAAAGAGGCCGCAGAGCUCUGCGCAGAAGUCGAUGCCUUGCUGGGAGACGACUCUAUCGGAGUCGCGGAAAGCCCAGAGGCUGCUGCACAGGUCCCAGCCUCCUCGGAGCGACCGCGCUACGACCCUCGCAAAUACUACGAGUCAGAACCGGCGCAGGAUCUAUCGGCUCCAUAUGAAGAGGAGCCGGAGAGCACCCAGCUGGCAGAUUGGCUGAAGAGGUGCGCAGACAAAGUUCGGCAGCGCCAGGAGCUUCGGCAGGGGAGGACUCCAGAACACAGCCCGGUUUAG